Molecule: messenger RNA, 753 nt
Organism: Gastrolobium bilobum
Lineage: Eukaryota; Viridiplantae; Streptophyta; Magnoliopsida; Fabales; Fabaceae
Product: pentatricopeptide repeat-containing protein At2g17033-like
Molecular function (GO): protein binding
Source: RefSeq, a predicted model, not a curated record
AUGUUUUUCUUCAAUGCUUUAUUUGACUCACUUUAUGAGAUUCCCCCACCCCAUCCUUUGGCUUUUGAGUUGAAAUCUAUUAUUUACGGGUAUGGAAGAUUGGGUUUGUUUCAAGAUUUGCAGAGAGUUAUGGAUCAAAUGGAGAAAAGUGGGUUCGUUAUUGAUACUGUUUGUUCCAACAUGGUUCUUUCAGCUUUUGGCAUUCAUGGAAAGCAUGUGGAAAUGGUUUCUUGGCUUCAGAGGAUGAGGAAUUCGGGCGUUCCCUUCUUAAUCAGAACCUACAAUUCUGUAUCAAAUUCUUGCCCAACGAUCAUGAGGAUGAUGAUGGAGUUGAAUAACUUCCCAUUGUCAACUGAAGAGUAUGGUAGCUUGGAAGGAGGAGAGGCUAUGGUAGUUAGGGAGUUACUAGUGUCUUCUGUGAUUUUGGAAGAGGUAAUGGUGUGGGGUUCUUCGGAGGCAAAAUUGGAUUUGCAUGGAUUUCACUUGGGAUCAUCCUAUUUAAUUAUGAUACUUUGGUUGGAGGAGAUGCAACGAAGGUUGAAUGACUCAAAUUGUGGAAUUCCUGCAGAAAUCACAGUGGUUUGUGGGUCAGGAAAGCAUAGCAAAGUUAGAGGAGAAUCACCAGUCAAAUCCUUGGUUAAAGCGAUGAUGGUGAAUAUGAGAGGUUUACUGAUUGAUAGGAAGAACAAUGGAUGCUUUGUUGCCAAAGGUAAAGCUGUGAAAAAUUGGUUAUGUGAAUUAAGGAAGCCAUGA